GGGCGCAAGGCGUCAUGGGAAAAGGAAGCAGCUCCUCUGCCGAAAGCACAGAGCCGACGCUCCGACAAAAAGGCUUAUUUACAGUACUUCCUGAGCUAGGUGGUUGUCGUGUUCAUCUCGACUAGCGUCAUUUAAUCGCUUACUAAUGAAAUAUAAACUAAGACGAACUAUGUUAAGUGAAUAAACGGUAACUUCGUCGCAUACCGGUAUCAUCUCGUUGUUAGUUUUCGGCAUAACAGGCUAACCUGUUAGCUGUUAAAUAGGUUGAAUGGAAGUAUCUUAAAAAUAAACUCAUUUUCGAAAUAACUUUUAUUGAGGAAAUAAUAACACAGUGGAAAGAAGUCGGAGUGAAAAGUUUUGUUUUGCGAAAGGAAAAACGUUACACGUAGGCGUGAGCGGCAACUUCGCGAAGUGUGAUCACUAGUAAAUAACUGCUAGCUCUCUAGCAAGCUUACGUCGCCUACCUGAUCGAGGAGCAACGUCAUAUCAGACUGAUUUUCUGCGACGCUUUGCAAUUAAGUAUAUCACCACGGACGGAAACGGUGAAUAUCAUCAAGGCGAAUUGAGGAUGAGCUACAAGCCGAUUGCACCCGCCCCUGCCGGGUCAAACCACACGCCACCAGGCUCCAGUGUUCCAUCCCCCUCCCUCCCCUCCUCCUCCAACUUCAGACCAGCUUUCAGUGAUUUUGGGCCACCGUCCAUGGGCUUUGUACAGCCUGUGAAAGUUUCUCAGGGAUCCACAUACAGCGAGUUGCUGUCUGUCAUUGAAGAGAUGGGCCGUGAGAUCCGGCCCACUUAUGCUGGAAGCAAGAGUGCCAUGGAGAGACUUAAGAGAGGUAUCAUCCAUGCUCGUGCUCUUGUACGGGAAUGUCUGGCUGAGACGGAGAGAAGCGCUCGCACAUAAUCUCCCCACGGCCAUUUCAUUUCUGCCCCAAACCCUUUCACUCACACCUAUUCCUUCCAAAUCUCACCCACAUGUGCACAUACAACACCUCCCUCCCCCUUCACUCAGUCACAAGCCCAGGCAGACCCACCCUCCCUUAAGCAUUUACAGUUUUCAGAUAGGGCCAAUGCUGUUAGUGUGGCUUUUUUGUAAUCCUGAUUUUUGCAGUUUGAGUACUUGUAUCAAGAAUAAAGUGAAUCAUUAAUAGAAAACCA
Alosa sapidissima (American shad) is the source of this 1158-nucleotide messenger RNA. RefSeq names its product cyclin-dependent kinase 2 associated protein 2 (gene cdk2ap2). The transcript has 5 exons. Gene Ontology annotation, biological process: negative regulation of G1/S transition of mitotic cell cycle; regulation of microtubule cytoskeleton organization. The record is from RefSeq and is a predicted model, not a curated record. NCBI's taxonomy places the organism in Eukaryota, Metazoa, Chordata, Actinopteri, Clupeiformes, Clupeidae. The coding region runs from base 569 to 904 and encodes 111 amino acids. Gene Ontology annotation, cellular component: microtubule; cytoplasm; nucleus.